This is a messenger RNA of Thrips palmi, 4557 nucleotides long. RefSeq names its product transmembrane channel-like protein 7. The coding region runs from base 346 to 2712 and encodes 788 amino acids. Gene Ontology annotation, molecular function: mechanosensitive monoatomic ion channel activity. Lineage: Eukaryota; Metazoa; Arthropoda; Insecta; Thysanoptera; Thripidae. The transcript is spliced from 10 exons. The record is from RefSeq and is a predicted model, not a curated record. Gene Ontology annotation, cellular component: plasma membrane.
ACUAGAGGCGUUGCUCCUAGAGGGCGCUUUUCGUAUAACCAGACAAAACCAGACGAAAAUGCUGUCUGGAAAGAGCAUUUUAGCCGUCGUAUUUUAAGUGGUGCGAUUAUAAUGCGACGGGAUCGGUUUUAAAUCCGAGCUUUUCUCGACAUCGGGGAAGGGAAAGGUAGCCCAGGUACACGGAGCCUCGGUUCCCGAGAUGUGAGUCCGACGGCUCCGAACGGCAUGAUGUUGUCUGCAGACGCCCAUAACCCAGCAGACUACACCUAGUCUCAACUAUUGUGUUAUUCCUUUGGAUUCUGAAUGAAUAGCACCACUUAAAAGAAUCCACUCGGUGAUUUGAAAAUGUCUGGAGGUGAGCGCAAAGUAAAGCGCCACCCUAGAGGACAGGGGUGGGAAGAAGCUGGUGGCGAAUUUUAUCAAGAAAGCUAUCCUGGAGGAGAGGCUGAACUGGAAGCGAUGCACCAGAACCCCUCUAACAUUGCGACUCUGCUGCCAAGCAAGCAGAAUCGGACUGCCACAUACUCCAAAAUGUACGAUGCCAAAACAACAAUGAGGAGGAGGACAGCCAACAGGACAGCCAAUAGAGCGCAAUACCAGACCACUGCCAGGAGACCAUCUGCCUCUGCUGCUACUGCUGCAGCCACUGAUGUAGCAUCAAUGUUACCCGACCUCUCUGAAAAUUUGUCAAAUGAAGAGAGAACAUGGGAGGAAAUAAUGCAGAUCAAAGCUCUACCUGUCAGCAUGGCACAAAAAAAGGAGCACAAAGCUAAGUUACAGAGCCAAACAAAGUUAAGACUGCAAGGACUAGAACAACUAAAAUGGCAACGCCGUAAAAUGUGGCAGCGGUUAAGGAGAUCCUGGUCUGAAGCUUAUGCGAAAAUGGAACUCUGGAGGCACAGUAUGAAAGAAGUGGAGGGUGACUUUGGAACUGGGGUUGUGGCAUAUUUUCUGUUUAUCAAGUGGCUCAUGUUCCUUAAUCUUGGAGUUUGCACUCUUAUGGUUUUGUUUAUUGUCCUCCCUGCUGUUUUUCUUAAACCUGCUCAACAAUUCCCAGAAUGUAAUUUGAGCAACAACUUCACAGGGCAAGGCUCUGUUGAAUGCUGUUCAGCACAGUAUGCCAACACCACCUCUGAGCCUGCAGAAAAUAUUUUCAUGCAGUUCAUUCAAGGAAGAGGAAUUGUAGAACACACUCAGGCAUUUUAUGGAGUUUAUCCUAAUGUUGAGCUUACUCUCAAUUCAGCAGCCUGGCUCAGUUAUGACAUGCCUUUGGCAUAUAUUAGCCUUUCAUUAGUUUUCAUGCUGGUGAGCUUAGCUGCUAUUGUAAAAUCAGCUGCCAAAGGAUUCAAAGAGCGCCUUGUUGAGGGAGAAGGGCAGUUUUACCAAUACUGCAAUAUAAUUUUUUCUGGUUGGGAUUUCUGCAUAAAAAAUGAAAAAUCAGCAUGUAUUAAACACAAGGCAAUUUUCAAUGAGAUCAAGGCAAGCAUUGAGUCUGAGCGCAUUGAGGAAGAGAGACUCACACGUUCGAAAGAGGAACGAUUCAAGCUGUUUUCUGUGCGAGUUCUAGUGAAUCUGGCAGUUUUUGUGCUUCUUAUUGCUGCCCUUUAUCUCAUUUAUGUUGUGUUUGACUUUUCGGCUCAGACUCAAACUGAUUAUAUCAUAGCCAACAAUACAUUACUAAGGCUUUUGUUCGAGUUCUUGCCAUCUUUGUGUGUGGUUGGCCUGAACUUGGUAAUCCCAAUAAUUCUGGGAAUGCUUGUUCGCCUGGAGAGAUACUCACCUGUUCUGAUUGUGCGUAUCACUCUCAUGCGGACUGUUCUGUUACGUCUAUCAUCACUUGGUGUUGUGCUGCUGUCAUUCUACCGCCAAUUUAAUUGUGAUGAUCCUUGCAGACCUGAAGGUGCGGAUGCCAAAUGCAAGAAGCCCCUGUGUUGGGAGACCUAUGUUGGACAACAAUUCUUCAAGCUAAUGCUUGUGGAUUUUUUGUCACAUAUUGCGGUUACGUUCAUUGUGAACUUCCCACGAGGUCAGCUUGCAAAAUAUUCCCACAAUUCAGUAGUUGCAUACCUGGGCGAGCAGCAGUUUGACUUGCCGAAGCAUGUUUUGGAUGUUGUGUACAUUCAGACAUUGUGCUGGCUGGGAAGUUUCUUUGCGCCAGUGUUGCCUCUCAUGGCAUCAAUUAUCUUCUUCUUUAUGUUCUACAUCAAGAAAUUUGCCUGCCUGGUGAACAGCAAGCCUUCUACAAUUCCUUACCGUGCAUCAAGAUCCAAUUCAUUAUUCAUGGCCGUGCUGCUUCUAUCGUUUGUAGUAAUGAUCAUUCCUCUAGGCUACACUAUAGCUGAAAGGACACCUUCCAAAUCAUGUGGCCCUUUUCGUGGUUUGCCUUCUGUAUGGUCAGUUAUUGUUCGAACAUUUGUGUCUUCUCCUGCAUGGAUAAAGCAUGUGGUAUUCUUUUUCACUACCGCAGGCUUUGCUGUACCAGCCUUUAUCACUCUCAUUCUUUGCCUCUAUUAUUUCUACGCUGUUUCAGCAGCAAAUAAGCACAUGGUGCUUGUUCUUAAAAAUCAACUGGUGCUAGAAGGUCGGGAUAAACAGUUUUUGUUGCAUAGGCUUAGCCAAAUUAUUAAACAGCAACAAGAACAUCAUAAAGCCAUGAGAGCUGCUGCUCAAAGUGCGCACAUGAACAGCACUGACAUUUCAAGUAGCACUUAAAUCAUUCUUAAAGGCAUAUCUGUCACUUUGUCCCACAAGGGUUACUAAACUGUGUUUGCCAAAGAACAAAAAAAUAUGUGGAGAUUAUUUUGCUGUAAAUUACUCAUGUUUUGCCAUUGAGUGUAAUGCAAUAUGAUUGAAGCGAGCAGAACUGAUGAGGGUGGUCCAGUGGCGACAAUUGCGUUUCUAGUCAGAUUUGAAACAAUUUUAAUUUUGUACAUACAUGUGUAACACUUAGGGAAAAAGAAUCUUUUGUUUUGUUUUUUUAAGAAAGGACCGCUUCUCAGCAAGUUGGUAGCCUUUUCUUUUGUUUUUAAAUCUAUUUUAUGUGAAAUAGUACGGAAGCCAUGCUCAUAUGCUUACGUAUGAAGCUGCUCAAAGUAAGUGUUCAAAAAAAAAAAAUUACUAUGGUUGCUGCAGUAUUAUAUUUAUAAAGCUACCUGCUACAUUGUUUUUAAGAGAGUUUUUCUUUAUCCUUUUUUUUUUUUUGAGUUGGUUGAGACUUAUGAGUUUUGGGUGAAAACUGUUUGCUCUUGUAGCUGAAUGUUAUUUUACCAGUUUGAUUUAAAGGCUGUAUGCAUGAUUAUUUGUAUUGCCUGAUUUCCCAUGCCCUACUUUUAUAAACUAAGACCGAAUUCUGCCUGUUUAAAGCAAACAAAUCAAAAGCCAUUGGGAAAUUCCAAUUCCAAAAUAAUGUUACCUUUCUGAUUUAAAGCAUUUAUUUUAACUGAUACCAUUGUGUCUUGAAACAGUGUCCUCACAAUUCUUAGAUGAUAAGUAAGAUUUAAGUUAUAUAUACUCAAAGAUACUUCAAUAUUCAGUCACUCGUAUUGGAAUCAUUAGCUUAGUCAGUGUUUUCAUAUAUUGCAAGUGUGCGACCCUGUGUAGGUGAAGAUGAAGAAGUAAGGUUGUGCAAAGAGCAUACAUAAACGCAGAAAACCAAAACGUUGCAUAGAAAGUGUGCAAUGAAUACAAAUGUAAUGUUGUGCUUGCUGUUCUUUUUGGGAUGAGAUAUUCCAAAACCUUUAAUGUAAUGUAUACUGACUUAAUGGCUUGAACAAACAGCUAUUAGGUAUCACGAUUUUACUAACCCUUUUGGCUACCCAUUUUCCUACUGGGUUGUUUGAUUUCUUCUUUGUGCACUUUAUCAUUCCUUUGAUCUGAUCAAUAGAUGUAAAGUCUUCCUAUUUUGAUCAUUAUGUGAUGUGGAAUUUCUUGUCAUAGUAAAAGUCUCCUAGCAUUAGCUUUGAUCUCUCAAGUGGGGUGUUCUGCACACCAUUUAUUGGAUAGUUUAACUCUGGUCCACUUUAGAACAUUGACUUCAAGAAGGCUGAAAAUUUGCUGUGAGAAAUAUUAUUAAUUCGAAUGUAUCAAAUAUGAUAAGAUGUGAUGAGAGUGAGUGUGUUCCUGAUAAAAUGGUAUUUACCUCACCUUUUGAGGCGGCUUUGUGAUAAUCAUCAGGCUUGUAGGAUAUAAAUAUUCCUUUGCGUUUCUUGAUUGUACUUAGCCAUCUAUGUUAUUAAUACUGAUUUAUUUUCCUAAUCAUCCUGUUUUGCAAAAUGAGGCAUUAAGGAAAAUUGUGUCCAGAUAUAGCAGUUGCCGUUGUUCUUCCAAAAAAUGACCUGCCUAUUUGAUUAGGUAUAAGCUAUUGAAAAAUAUCAAGAAUGGUGCUUUUACUGCUAUUUAAAUUAGAAGUUAGAAACAGCAAUUUGUGCGCUAUCAUGAUGAAAUGAAGCUGUUCAUUUAAAAUAGAGUAAUUGUAUCUCUUCUGUUUUUAUUGAUGUAAUCUUGAAUCUCUUUUGCAUUUGGUUGCCACCUUUGUAGUCAAGUAAAUAUUAGAUAAGA